Clonostachys rhizophaga is the source of this 1560-nucleotide messenger RNA. The record is from the annotation of a GenBank genome assembly. Lineage: Eukaryota; Fungi; Ascomycota; Sordariomycetes; Hypocreales; Bionectriaceae.
AUGGCUGGAUCACAUUACACUCCCGAGCUUCUCGCUAAGUUCGCUAAGCGAACGAGAGACAACCACAAUACCAUGAAAAUCAGGAAUGUGGUAGUACGCAAAGCCCCCGUAUCCUUCGCCCCGUCGAUCGGUCAUACCGCCGUCAUCUUCCUCUACUUCGCCGCCAACAUCAUUCUCACCCUCACCAACCUGGAUAACAAAAACUUUCCUAUGCUGCCCAAUAUAGCCUCGAGAGCGGGAUGGAUGGCGAUUGGAAACUUUGUUCUUGUCGUCCUGUUAAGCUUGAAGAACACCCCCCUGGCCUUUUUCUCAUGGUCCUACGAGCGAUUGAAUAUCCUUCACCGAUAUGCUGGUUGGGUGACAGUCAUCCAGGUCCUUGUGCACCUUUCGACCUACUGUGCCUAUUUCGUCGCCGAUGGCCGUCCGACGAGGCUGCUGGAACGGGAAGAAAUCUAUGGCAUGGUUGCCGGUUGUUCGUUCUUCUUCCUUGCAUUCUCGGGGAUCGUCAUCCGCCCUUGGUGGUAUGAGCUCUUCUAUGUUACGCACAUAUUUUUCUGGAUCGUCGGCAUUAUUAUGCUCGGCCUCCACCAGCCAGAGCUCAGCAAGAACAUCCUUCAGGUUGUUGCUGCUUGUGGGGGCAUCUGGGUCUUGGACAGACUUUUGAGAAUAGGCCGGCUUCUGAUCAGCAGUGUGUCUAACGAGGUCACAUUGUACCCCCUCUCCGACGGUGCAACUCGGGUGUGCUUGAAGAAGCCCCCAAUGGGAGCAGCUGCAGGAAAGCACUGCUUUUUAUGGAUCCCCAAGAUUCGACAGUUUGAGACACACCCUUUUACAAUUGCAUCCUUGCAUCCCAUGGAGUUUGUCAUUGCUGCCCAGGAUGGUUUCACAGCAGAUCUCCACAGAUGGGCCGUCACACAUCCAGGAAUCACUCUCAAAGCUAGUGUUGAUGGCGCCUAUGGUUCAACGCCCAACAUUGCCAAUUUUGACAAGACCAUUAUGGUUGGUGGAGGCUGCGGUGCCUCAUUUGUCUUCGGUAUGGCUCUGGAUGCUUUGAAAAGAAUACCCGAAGAUAGAAAUGAAGCUAUUUUGCUCAUCUGGAUUGUGAGAAAUGCGACACAACUGCCUUGGUACGCCCGGGAUGUAAAGAGACUGCAGUCGGAUGGGCGUGUAAGCGUUAAGCUUUUUGUCACCAGAUCCCCUAGCCUGAGAGACUCGGACACCGAUUCCGACGAAAAUAUGUUUACACGAUCUGCCCCAGGCUCCUCGUCAAACAAAGAGGAAGGAGCAGAUGUCGAUCCAGAGAAAGGGGGUAUUCUAUCUGAGAGCGAAGAUGUUGGAUAUACGGCCACGCACUUUGGAAACGCCCCAAUCGCCUACGGUCGACCUGAUGUUGGCUCUCUAAUAGGAGACGCAAUCCAUGAGAUGAGCUCGGAGAAGCACGUGCUGGUUCUGGGCUGCGGACCUAGUGGAUUGAUGGAAACAGUUCGAAGCAAGACGGUGUCCUGUCUUCAUGGCGAGGCACCUUCAGUUGAACUUCACUGCGAGGAAUUUGGAUGGUAA